Penicillium chermesinum is the source of this 1533-nucleotide messenger RNA. RefSeq names its product putative sucrose transporter. Gene Ontology annotation, molecular function: sucrose:proton symporter activity. The record is from RefSeq and is a predicted model, not a curated record. The transcript is spliced from 8 exons. The coding region runs from base 1 to 1533 and encodes 510 amino acids. Gene Ontology annotation, cellular component: membrane. NCBI's taxonomy places the organism in Eukaryota, Fungi, Ascomycota, Eurotiomycetes, Eurotiales, Aspergillaceae.
AUGACUUAUUGUACACCGUACCUUCUCCAGCUCGGGUUGACAAAAUCGAAGACGUCGCUGGUGUGGAUUGCUGGACCGAUCUCUGGCCUGAUUGUCCAGCCUUUGAUUGGUGUUAUUGCGGAUCGAUCGCGCUCCAGAUAUGGGCGGCGGAGGCCGUUCAUGGUUAUUGGGUCUUUUGUUGUGGCAUUGUCGCUCCUCCUUCUGGGUUGGACGACGGAGAUUGUUACAUGUUUCAUCUCAGAUCCGGAGAAGGCUAAAAAUGUCACGAUUGCUUUGGCUGUUCUAAGUAUAUACGCUGUGGAUUUCUCGAUAAACGUUGUGCAAGCGUGUUCUCGCAGUUUAAUUGUGGAUACAUUGCCGAUCCCUUCGCAACAAGAGGGAUCUGCUUGGGCUGGGCGGAUGUGUGCCAUUGGUCAACUUAUUAGUUAUGUGGUCGGCGCCAUUGACAUGGUGAGCAUUUUCGGAAGCUUCUUUGGUGAUACACAGUUCAAGCAGAUGACGGUCUUCGCUGCCCUCUCUUUAAUCGGCACGGUGGCCGUCACCUCUUACUCUGUGAAAGAACGUGUUCUGAUUUCAGCGAGAGGCUCCGAGGGCCAGGCUGGUGCUAUUCAAGUGAUACAGCAGCUCUUCAAGACAACGCUUGAGCUCCCACCCCGAAUUCAGGCUAUCUGCUGGGCUCAGUUUUGGGCAUGGAUUGGAUGGUUCCCGUUCCUUUUCUACAGUACCACAUGGGUUGGCGAAACAUACUUCCGCUAUGAGGUACCCAAGGAUGAUUUAGCCAAGGCGACCGAUAUGCUCGGCGAGGUUGGCCGUGUUGGAAGUCUCUCGCUCACCGUGUUCUCAUCCAUCACAUUCCUCAGCUCCGUCCUGCUUCCAUUCUGUAUACUGUCGCCUGACUCCAAGCGAUCUCGAUUCACACCUCGGCCUUCUGUCCGCGUGGCAGCCGUCCUCAAAGCUAUGAAAGCUUUCAGACCAGAUCUUCAAACAGCUUGGAUGAUCUCACAUGUCGUGUUUGCCGCUACCAUGAUCUUUGCGCCCCUCGCACACUCUCGCGCAUUCGCAACUUUGCUGGUCGCUGUCUGUGGUAUUCCCUAUGCAAUCACGCCUGGCAUCGCAGCCUCGUCCACCAGAUCUGGUGUUACCAUGAUCACAUCCGCCAGCCUGCGCGCCAACGCAGCCGCAGACACGGAGCUGGAGGUCCUCCGACUGAACCACCGAGACGAAGACAGCGACAUGGAUGAAGAAGAACAAGACUCCAGCAUCCCAUCAACAGGCGAGUUGGCGGGAAUCUACCUUGGUGUGCUGAAUGUAUACACUACCCUGCCACAAUUUGUUGGUACACUUCUCAGCUGGAUCGUAUUUACCAUUCUCGAACCGGCUGCAAAGCCCAGCAAGGAUGGCGAAGGUCCGGAUACGCAGUGGAUGAACCUUGACAAGGAGAGGCCGAAUGCUAUUGCGAUCUGCCUCUUCAUCGGCGCAAUCAGUGCCCUCGUUGCAGCGGAAGCGACGAGGCGAUUACGCUAUGUUUUAUGA